This is a messenger RNA of Olea europaea var. sylvestris, 1586 nucleotides long. RefSeq names its product probable inactive receptor kinase At4g23740. Gene Ontology annotation, molecular function: ATP binding; protein kinase activity. The transcript is spliced from 3 exons. Gene Ontology annotation, biological process: protein phosphorylation. The record is from RefSeq and is a predicted model, not a curated record. The coding region runs from base 1 to 1536 and encodes 511 amino acids. NCBI's taxonomy places the organism in Eukaryota, Viridiplantae, Streptophyta, Magnoliopsida, Lamiales, Oleaceae.
AUGGUAGUGGGAGAGAACCAUGGGAUUACGGUAUUACACCAGCUUGAAGAAAUCAUGGAAUUGCAACAUUUAACACGAAAAAUAGGCGAGAAUCGGGCUCCAUUAGACUGGGAAACACGACUGAGAAUUGCAUUGGGUGCAGCAAGGGGUAUUGCACACAUUCACAAGCAAAGUAGUGGGAAGCUUGUCCAUGGAAACGUAAAAUCAUCAAACAUAUUCCUUAAUUCACAACAGUAUGGCUGUGUGUCUGAUCUUGGCUUGGCAAGCAUGAUUCAAUUACCAGUCAUGCGAACUACAGGGCACCAUGCCCCAGAAGUCAAGAACACCCGAAAUGUGUCUCAAGCAUCUGACGUCUAUAGCUUUGGAAUCCUUGUGCUUGAACUUCUCACUCGAAAGUCCCCUUUACACGCCAUAGGUGACAAUGAGGUUCUCGAUCUAGUCGAAUUGGUUAAUUCUCUCAUUGGUAAGGAGCGAACUGCUGAUGUGUUUGAUGUGGAGAUCUCAAGAAACCGUAACAGGAAACAAAGGGCAAAGAUGUUGGAAAUAGUGAUGAGUUGUGUUGCAAAAAACCCAAUGAAAAGACCUAAAAUGGACCUAGUAGUGAAGAUGAUGGAAGACAUUACUAGUAAUCAACUACAACCAAAGCUUGUAUUUUUUGAGAGUCAUAAUCCUGAUUUUGGCCUUGAGGAUAUAUUGCAGGCUUCUGCAGAGGUUCUUGGGAAGGGAACAUUUGGGACUUCAUACAAGGCAACACUAGAUAAUGGAAUUACAAUUGUGAUAAAGAUAUUGAAGGGUGUCAUUGUUACGAGAGAAGAAUUUCAGAAACAAAUGGAGGUCAUUGGACGAAAGAGGAGCAAAAGUGUUGCUACAUUAAUGGCAUACUACUACUGGCGUGAUGAAAAGCUUAUGGUGUAUGAUUAUUAUGGUGCGGGAAGUGUAUCUUCCAUGCUACAUGGACAAUUUGGCAAGAGUAAAAUUUGUUUAGAUUGGGAAACUCGAUUAAGAAUUGCAGUAGGGGCAGCAAGGGGUAUUGCUCACAUCCACACACAACUUGGCCAGAAUCUUGUCCAUGGAAAUGUAAAAACCUCGAACAUUUUUCUUACUGCUCAAGGAUAUGGCUGUGUUUCAGAUGUCGGAUUGGCAACAUUAGUUAGUACAACCUCGGUGCUACAUAGUCGUUCUUCAGGGUAUCGCGCCCCAGAAGUCACAGACACUAAGAAAUUGUCCCAAGCUUCUGAUGUCUACAGCUUUGGAGUAGUGCUUCUCAAACUUCUUACUGGAAAGCCAACUAUACUUUCUGAAGAUAAUGAAAAGGCCAAUCAGCUAGUCAUGUGGGUUGCUUCUAUUGUUCGUGAGAAAUGGAGUGCAGAAUUGUUUGAUAUCGAGUUGUUUAAGUAUCAAAAUAUCGGGGAAGCAAUGAUGAAGGUUUUGCAGAUAGCGUUGGAUUGCGUUAAAAGUGUUCCCGAGCAUAGACCAAAAAUGUUAGAGGUAGUAAGAAUGCUGGAGGAUAUUGGUGGGACGUACUCGGGAGCCUAAGAUUAGCUGAAAAAAGCUCAUUGCCUAAACCUCUCCUAGCUUUGUUGAUG